AAUGGUAGAUGGCCAGCUAUACGCUCCACAUCAAUUCCCGGUGUCUCCACCUUAUUAUCCACAGCAAUUUUCUCCAACUUUGCCGCAUGUUAGUCCAACACAUCCAAUUUCGCAAACUGAGCUGAUGACACCAGGAAGUGGUGGCAAAGAGGGUGUUGGUGACAAUAUGGUCUUUGGUCCUGGAUCAGGUUACUUUGUACAUUUUGGAUCUUUUGAUGGAGGAGACUUUUCUGGCAAUGGUUAUAGCCCUGGCUUCUACAAUUUCGAGGGGGAGUUUGGAACUGGCGAAGUAUUACCAAAUCAAUCAAAUCUUUCACGCAAAGGCAGUUAUUUUUCCCCAUUGACAUCAGCACCAGCUUAUGCCCAAUCAAUUGGCGUAUUGGGGUCAUAUGGCCACAACGUUGGACAGAUUUCUCAAGAACAUAGACCAUUUCAUGGAUUUGGAUUGUCAUCAAGUUCCUCCACUAGACACUAUCAACAUGGUGGCUCAUAUCAGAGCUCAAACUAUGGUGGUGCAUCCAUUUCUCACUGGGGGGCUAAUCAUGGCAACCGACUCACUCUUGACAAAGGCGGAAGACGAGAAAGGGACCGUGAUUCAAUUUGCCUUUUUACUAAUUCAUAAGGUAUCUCUAGUGAUCAUAAUCGCGGACCUAGGGCUUCAAAGCCAAAGGGCAAGAACACUUCUGAAGAGAGCUCAUUAUCCGUUUUUAACAGAGAUAGUGCGUCUACCUCUGGGGUUCAUUUUGAUCUGUACAACCAUCCAGAUUUUGUCAUAAAUUACGAGAAUGCGAAGUUUUUCAUCAUCAAGUCUUUCAGCGAAGACAAUGUUCACAAAAGUAUUAAAUACAGCAUUUGGGCUAGCACAACACUUGGAAACAGAAAGUUAGAUGCUGCUUAUCGUGAAGCAAAGGGGAUGAAGGGUCAUUGUCCAGUCCUUCUCUUCUUUUCUGUCAAUGCAAGUGGACAGUUCUGUGGGGUAGCUGAAAUGGUUGGACCUGUAGAUUUUGAGAAUGAUGCAGACUACUGGCAGCAGGAUAGGUGGACUGGGCAGUUCCCUGUACAGUGGCAUAUUAUGAAAGAUGUCCCUAAUAGUCGGUUCCGCCACAUACUACUUGGAAAUAAUGACAACAAGCCUGUUACUCACAGCCGAGAUGCUCAAGAGGUGAAACUGGAACAGGGCAUUGAGAUGUUGAAGAUUUUUAAGAAUUAUGAUGCAGAUACGUGCAUCCUGGAUGAUUUUAACUUUUACGAUGAGCGAGAGAAAGCCUUGCAGAAAAGGAAGGCUAGACAGCGAGAAGGUUCAACCAAGAAUGCUUCACUUGCCCUUGUUGAUGCCUCAAUAAAUCAACUUUCUGAUAAUUUUGCUGGAGCUCUUCAGUUGGAAAAUGGGAAGGAAGUUCCCAUAAUAGAAUAGAGUAUUGGCCACUAAAAUGGGUAUGUGGAAGGAAUAUAACUGUAGCAUUGACUCGCACAUAAGAGUUAGGUAUAAGUAAUCUGGGUUCUGGUGUUGUUUUAACUGGACACAUUGCCGAAGGCAAAUUUUUGAGGUGGUAUUUCAGAAUUUCAGUCAUCUCCAACGGUUUUAAAAAAGUCGUCUUUACUUUUUUAGGGUCUUUUAAUUUGUAAACUGUUCAGAGUAGUUGGGUGGUAAUUUGGGCAUUCUUAGUUGAGACAGACAGGGAAGCUGUGGUACACUACUUGUUCCCUUUUGGUUUAUCUUUUAAUUGGUUUCCUUGGUGGAAGGUGGUGUCAGGCAUAUGGAGGAAAUUGAAGUGGGAUUGUUCGUCAUCGGAGCAAUCUGUUCUUGUGUGGUUGACUCCAUGCUGGUUGUAAUUUUAGAUUUUUGUUGAUAGUACAGAGCAAUUAUUGCAAGCUGCUGCGAAAAGGAAAUUGUAAAAUUACCCAAUUUGGGUGGUCACUGAAGUAAAUGCAGCAACGGCAAUUUUACAGAAAUUGAACAGAGCAUUUCCCAUAUUAUUAUUAUUAUUAUUAUUAUUAUUAGUUAUAUACUUUUUGCUGAUCU
Messenger RNA from Cornus florida, 2023 nucleotides. Its product is annotated as YTH domain-containing protein ECT2. The transcript is spliced from 4 exons. The record is from RefSeq and is a predicted model, not a curated record. Gene Ontology annotation, cellular component: cytoplasm. Gene Ontology annotation, biological process: mRNA destabilization. NCBI's taxonomy places the organism in Eukaryota, Viridiplantae, Streptophyta, Magnoliopsida, Cornales, Cornaceae. Gene Ontology annotation, molecular function: mRNA binding.